This is a messenger RNA of Octopus sinensis (East Asian common octopus), 612 nucleotides long. RefSeq lists its product as uncharacterized. The record is from RefSeq and is a predicted model, not a curated record. Lineage: Eukaryota; Metazoa; Mollusca; Cephalopoda; Octopoda; Octopodidae. Gene Ontology annotation, biological process: DNA transposition; DNA integration. Bases 1 to 612 code for a protein of 203 amino acids. The transcript has a single exon. Gene Ontology annotation, molecular function: DNA binding.
AUGCCUCGUGCAUCAGCUUAUAACAGGUUUCUCGUCAUCGAAAAAUUAAAAUGUGGCGAAUCUCAGGUGAAAAUAUCCAAAGAUUUGGGAAUCUCUCGUUGUGCCAUUCAAAAAAUUAAAAAGCGAUUUUUACACGGAUAUUUAUAUAACGAUAUGCCAAAAAAGGGAAGGAACAAAAAAUUAACCAAAAAUGAUGAACGCUAUCUUAUCAGAAUGUCAAAAUUACACCCAAAAAUAACCGCCAACGAUCUUCUUAUAUGCUGUAACUUUUCCGGAAAAGUGAUUCUUUCGACAAUUAAACGAAUUUUGAGACGCAACAAUUUAUUCGGACGCAUUGCAGUGAAAAAACCAAAAUUGACUGCAUCUCAGGUUGAUAAAAGAUAUACAUGGUGUCUUACUAAAAUUCCGUGGAAUCAAGACGACUGGAAUUUAGUGAUAUUUUUUGAUGAAUGCCGGAUUCAGUUAAAUCAGAUGUCUAGGCAAUAUAUAAGAAGACCCCCUGGAUCAAAAUUACAGAAAGAAUAUUCAAUUGAAACUGUGAAAUUCCCUUUAUCAAUUACGAUAUGGGGAGCAUUUAAAAGCAAUGGGCAAAGAUCAAUUGUCCCUUGCUGA